Messenger RNA from Hyphopichia burtonii NRRL Y-1933, 1023 nucleotides. RefSeq names its product ditrans,polycis-polyprenyl diphosphate synthase (gene RER2). The record is from RefSeq and is a predicted model, not a curated record. Bases 1 to 1023 code for a protein of 340 amino acids. The transcript has a single exon. Lineage: Eukaryota; Fungi; Ascomycota; Pichiomycetes; Serinales; Debaryomycetaceae. Gene Ontology annotation, cellular component: lipid droplet; endoplasmic reticulum; membrane. Gene Ontology annotation, molecular function: ditrans,polycis-polyprenyl diphosphate synthase [(2E,6E)-farnesyl diphosphate specific] activity.
AUGAAUGAUUGGAUAUCGACAUUCCCAGGGUACGGGAAACUACUAACACAGUUGAAGAAGGUUUUCGGACAAAUCAUCAAGACCGGACCAACACCCAAGCACGUUGGGUUAAUUAUGGAUGGGAAUCGAAGAUAUGCUAAGAAUCAUAAAAUUGAAUUGAAGGAAGGACAUAAUUUAGGAUUUGAAAGUAUGGCAAGUAUUUUAGAGUUGCUUUAUGAAAGUGGAGUUGAAAGUGCUACUGUGUAUGCAUUUUCAAUUGAAAAUUUCAAAAGAUCCAGUUAUGAAGUCAAAUGGUUAAUGGAUUUAGCCAAGUCUAAAUUUAGACAGAUCAGUCAACAUGGAGAGCUAUGUGAGCAGUAUGGUAUCAAGAUUAAAAUCUUAGGGAAUACCAGACUAUUGCCAGCUGACGUUCAAAAAAUUUUAUUCGAAACCGAAGAAAUUACUAAAAACAAUACUAGAGCAGUUCUAAAUGUUUGUUUCCCUUAUACUGCAAGAGACGAAAUCACCCAUUCAGUCAAAUCUUCUGUGGAAGACUACCUAAAAAAUAAGGACUAUAUAAUCGAUGAAACAACCAUUGAUAAUCAUCUAUACACUUCAGAUUCUCCUCCCCUUGAUUUAUUGGUUAGAACUUCUGGUACCUAUAGACUAUCUGACUUUUUGUUAUGGCAGGCAGUCUCCCCCGAUUGUGCCAUUGUAUUCAGUGACAAACUAUGGCCCGAAUUCACUCCCUGGGAUAUGGCUAAAAUCCUUAUUAAUUGGAGUUUUAAUCACUACUGGUACGGUCAUGGUAAUGGUAUGGUUACCACCAAAAUCCUCAAUUCCCCUAAGCACCAGGCCGAGAUCACCACUGUGGACGGCACCACUGGUACCACUGGGUUUGCUCGUUAUUCAGACGCAGAAUAUGAAGAAGACGAUGAUGACGACCUCGAUGAUGACGAUAAUGAUGAUUCGGACAACAGCGAUUUGGCUCCAGGCGACCUAGAAACCUCUCCUUCCACCGAAGAAGACACCGGGAAACCCUAG